This is a messenger RNA of Marmota monax (woodchuck), 460 nucleotides long. Its product is annotated as large ribosomal subunit protein uL23-like. The record is from RefSeq and is a predicted model, not a curated record. Gene Ontology annotation, molecular function: structural constituent of ribosome. NCBI's taxonomy places the organism in Eukaryota, Metazoa, Chordata, Mammalia, Rodentia, Sciuridae. Gene Ontology annotation, cellular component: ribosome; cytosolic large ribosomal subunit. The transcript has a single exon. Gene Ontology annotation, biological process: ribosomal large subunit assembly; translation. The coding region runs from base 1 to 372 and encodes 123 amino acids.
AUGGCACCAAAAGCUAAGAAGGAAGCUCCUGCCCCUCCUGAAGUUGCAGCCACUGCAAAAGCUUUGAAGGCCAAGAAGGCAGAUGUUGAAAAACGUCCACACACACGCACAAAAAAGAAGAUCCACAUGUCAUCUAACUUCUGGUGGCCCAAGACACAGCAGCUCCAAAGGCAGCCCACAUAUCCUCGGAAAAACGCCCCCAGCAGAAACAAGCUUGACCAUUAUGCCAUCAUCAAGUUCCCCCUAACCACUGAGCUGGCCACGAAGAAGAUUGAAGACAACACCACACUAGUGUUCAUUGUGGAUGUCAAGCCCAGCAAACAUCAGAUCAAUCAGGCUGUAAUGAAGCUUUAUGACACUGAUAACUUAUAAACAACAGUGAUAUAUUUCUCACAGUUCUGGAGGCUGGGAAGUCCAAGAUCAAGAUACUAGUGGGUUUGGUGCCCUGUGAGGGUAUAGA